CAAUGACAAGUUAGAAGCAGAUUUAGAAUACAGUAAUGACGAGUCAGAUUUUAAUGAAGAUGAAAAUGUAAUUGAAGAUAUUGAAGAACAGAUCGAAGUUGGAAUUAAAAUUGAUUCAAAUGUAUCUAGAUCUAUUUCAGAAGAUCUAACAAAUGUUUUAAAGUAUUCUGAUGAAAAAAGCCCAAUGGAUAUUUGGAAGUUACCUUCUGAAAUAACUGUUACUAAAGCAAUCUGUGAUUCUACCAUUCUUCAUAAAUCUCACCUAUCUAAUUUGGGAAUUAUAUGCGUUAGAGCAAAUGUUCGAUAA
Messenger RNA from Funneliformis caledonium, 307 nucleotides. The record is from the annotation of a GenBank genome assembly. Lineage: Eukaryota; Fungi; Glomeromycota; Glomeromycetes; Glomerales; Glomeraceae.